Messenger RNA from Peronospora matthiolae, 339 nucleotides. Lineage: Eukaryota; Oomycota; Peronosporomycetes; Peronosporales; Peronosporaceae. The record is from the annotation of a GenBank genome assembly.
AUGAAGUCGAAACGCUGUGAAUUCUAUGAAAAAGCGUUAAAACACGAACACAUCGUGCAAUUACGCGAUAACGACGUUUUAACCGCUCAAGAACAGCUCGUGGGUGGUUUAAUCAGCUCUGCCGCAUCAGAUUAUGGUCUGGAGAUUGCUGGGCGAUCCAAAUUUGCUUGCCAAGCACCUACAGAUUUUGUCGUGUUGCGUCUAUUUUACUGCAACCUAAAAGCGUCUCGUGGAGGGUCUAGCAAUGCAGCAGAAGCAACAGUGGACCACAGUGUGUGCCUUGGAUUUGAAAGCGUGAUGCACGACCACGUCAAGACGAAGGCUCGAGGGCGGCCAUAA